AUGAAAGAAAUAGAAGAAAGACAAGAAUUUCUCCAGGAAAUAGAACAUUUAAAUGAACAUAAAUUAAAGCAAAGAAUCAAAGAUGAAAUUAUAGAAAGAGUUGCUGAAUUAUAAAAAGUUUAAGAUUUAAAAAGACAAUAUUGCAAUUGA
Messenger RNA from Paramecium sonneborni, 150 nucleotides. The record is from the annotation of a GenBank genome assembly. NCBI's taxonomy places the organism in Eukaryota, Ciliophora, Oligohymenophorea, Peniculida, Parameciidae.